AUGUUAAGAAUGGAUGGGGAGGAAAAUAAGAGAGAUGUUGUUGAUGAGAGUUUACAAACUCAGUUGACAGAAGAAUCCCAGAGAAAUACAUCAGGAGAAAAUGCUGGAUGUGACUCUUCGUCUCAGCAGAAAACAAAGCUUGUAUCAGAUGAAGUGUUCAGGGACCUUGACAAGAAAAGAAAAGAGAACGGCACAAACAAAAGGGCACUGUCAGGAUCACCAAACCCGGAUGCUGUUGUAGCAGACAAACAUAAAAAUGUCUCCAGGAAAAGAAAGCAGAGUUGUUCAGAAGACAUGGAAGACAGUGAAAGGAAGUUUCACAAAGCUGUACCUGGAGAAGUGGGUAGUAUUGUAGCUGGAGCUGUAAAGAGGGAAGGAGUCACCAGUUGUUGUGGUGAUGAAAUACUUAAUUUAAAUUUCCUGUGCCUACAUUGUGAUUUCAGAUGUGCUGAUGAUGCCAUAUUGAAAAUUCACAAGGAAAAUAAACAUCCACAAGAGGAGCCAGCUGCUGUUCAUGAUACGUUGUGUUCUUCAGAAGAAGUCAGUAUUGGUUAUGCAGUUGGAAGCAUAGAUGGAGAUUUCAAAAGCAGAAUGAGUGAUCAGUGUUUACCUUCCUGCUCUGAUAAGGAAAACAAUAAACAAGAAAUUUCCUCUAAACUAUCCAAAGAGCAAACAUACCCUCACUGUAGUUGCAAAGCUGAAUGUAGUUCAACAUUACAUAUGCAUGUCCAGCAAGAUCAUGAGAAAUCCAAGAUGUUUUGUUGUGAACUUUGUGGUUUUCAGAGUGCUGAGGAAAAUCUCCUAACUUCUCAUUUCCUUGGCAAGACUCACCUUCGGCGCCAAAAUCUUGCUGCACGGGGAGGAUUUGUACAAAUAUUGACAAAAAAAUUCUCCAAAACCCAACGAUCUACUGCAACCAAAGAAAGGAAUGUCAGAGCAAAACCUGUGACCAGUAAAUUAAGGGCAAGGGCUGCUGGUGCAAAAGAAUUAAAUGCUUGCAGUGUGCUGGAAGGCUCAAAAGUAAGCUUGUCUAAACAAAAUGAUGGCACUGAACUGAUUGAAAUGAUACCAUCUUCAGAUGUUCCCACUGAAAAAGCAGAUACUAUGACAGAAGAAACAUUUCCUUCUUCUGCUGUAGAAGGAAAUUGUGAAGUUUGUACUGAAAUAGAAAUACCAGGACCCUCAGAAAGUAUCUUGCAGAAAACAGAAUUUCCUCCAACUACCAAAAAGCCAGUUAGCAGUUUAAACUUGACAAGGAGAUUUGAUAGACCGGAAUGUAGGAGAAGCAUUGUCUUGUUAAGGUCUUCACUGGGACAGAGUAGGUCUUUUAAAUUCAAGAGGCAGGUUAAAAGAAGGUACAGCUUGUUGGGAAACUUUAUGAGAGGCAAGUCAGAAACUCAGAGACUACACAUGAAGCAUAUCUCCAGCACAGAGUUUAAAUCUGGUGAUUCAAGCCAUAUGUCACAAACAGAAUUAGAAACAGAUGCUAGAGGUAAAGGUAAUAAUACUUCAGAAAUUCAGGAUCUUACUGAAGAUAAGCCAAAUACCCCUUCUUCCAGCACUACACAUACUAAAGAUUAUGAUGUUAACCUUACUGCUGAUCACAGUGUUCUUCAUACUUGCACUGAUUGUGGUCAUGUUUUUCAGAACAGAAAAAGUUUGGAAGUUCAUGUUGAAAAGCUUCAUACAAAAAGGAUUCAAUUUCAUUAUCAGACGUGUAGUUAUUCCUCUGGAGUCAGGGAAGACAUGAACCAACACUCUCAGGACAAUAAACACCAGAUGGGUGGUUGUAGCUUUAAUUGUCAACUCUGUUCAUUUACCAGCUUGAACGUGAAUAGCCUUCAAAGCCACAUGAGUGAAGCACAUAAUAUGUCCCAUAGUUGUCCAACUUGCAUUCUUUUUUUUCAUAUGGAAGAAGAGCUGAUAAAACAUCAAAAAAAUGAGAAACAUUAUGGUUCAGUCUUCCAGCAAGCCACUCCUCUGGGUAACAGUGAUCAGACCUUGCAAGUGCCAACUUAUGCUGACUCGUUAUCAAACAAUAGCCAAAAUCUUGCAAAGGAAAUGGAAGUAUCAAUGAAAGCAAAACCUCCAGACCCUUCCUUCAUAAACCAUAAAAAUGAACUGAAGCAUUCUGUUCUGAAUAAAACCCAAUUUCAAUGCAAAAAGUGUUUUUAUAAGACAAGAUCUUCCACGGUUCUUACAAGGCACAUAAAACUCCGACAUGCACAGGAGUAUCACUUCCUUUGCAAAGCGUGUAAUCUCUACUCACUGAGUAGGGAAGGAAUGGAGAAGCAUAUCAAAAGAAGCAAGCACCUUGAAAAUGCCAGGAAAAACAACAUUGGACUGCGUUUUGAAGAGUGUAUUGAAAAGGUUUGUGUUGGCAUUGGUGGUAUGAAAACAAUAGUGGAUCCUUCCAUUUCUGGGAGUGGGAAUACAGAGUUAGAUAAAGAAAUUAUACAUGUUUCAUCCUCUUCCAUGGAAAAUGUAUCAAGGAAUAAGGAAAUCAUUCAACUUGAUCAAAGGAUUGCUGAAAAUGAAUUGGUUUUAGCUAAUGAACCCAAAAGAGGGAAACCCAAAGGCACUAUUUCUAGGACAUGUAGCCAUUGUGGUCUUUUGGCCUCCAGUGCUACAAAUUUGACUGUUCACAUCAGACGUAAACAUAGUCAUCAGUACAGCUAUUUGUGUAAGGUUUGCAAUUAUUACACUGUAACCAAAGGAGACAUGGAACGCCAUUGUGCAACCAAAAAACACAAAAGUCGUGUUGAGAUAGAAGGACCUGGAAAACAGAACUCAGACAUCAUCAUUAGCCCUAAAGGAGGUAAUUUUGGAUCCAUGAGCAAGAAGGGUAACAGCCCCAUGACUGCCUUGUAUGAACAUGUUGAGGAUGGUAACCAGUCAUCAGAUUUGGAAAAUUCUGUCUUAGACAAUCAGGAAGUUGAGCAAGAAGAUGCUGAGCUAAAAGUUGUAAAUGCCAGUAGGCUGCCAGAUUUGGAGCAUACUAGCAAUCCAUUAAGUGUAAACCAACACUUGUUUCUAGAACCAGCAAGGGUUACACAAGAUGGUGACCCAUGCCUCCAGAAAAGAGCAUUGAGUGCAAGUGACAAUAAGUGUGUCCACUGCAGCUUCGUUGCUCAUUCUUCUUCUUCUUUAGAGCUGCAUGUGAAGCGAAAACAUACGAAACAGUUUGAAUACUACUGCAUGGCUUGUGACUACUAUGCUGUUACUCGUAGAGAGAUGAUUAGGCAUGCAGCAACAGAGAAACAUAAAAUUAGAAGAGAAUCUUAUGUUUGUUCUUCUGGGGAAGAAGCAAACACAGCAAAUAUCACUAAAGAAGGCACUGCUUUGUCUAAAGAGGAGCACCAUCACAGUGCAGGAGAAUCAAAAACUGUUUUAGGUGAAACAAAAUGUAUUAGUGAUGCAGCAGAAGGUGAUCAUAUGAGUAAAAACUUAACUGAGCGUACGGUCUUAGAUGAAUGUGCAUCUUCAGGAAGACCUAAAGGAGGUGAUUCCAAAGAUACAGUAGAAAGUGAACUUGAAGAGAAGUCUAAAAAUGGGGGAGAAAACCAUUUUUGUGAAGGUUUCCAGCAAACUCCUCAAAAAGGUAAAGUUAAUCUUGACAAGGAAGUAUCAGUUAAAGAAACAGAUACUAGUGAGUUGCAGCAAAGUAGGUGUGGUCAGGAGCUGCUCAACUCAGAUGAUGAUUGCACUGCAGCAAAUCAAAACAGAUCAAGCAGCACAAGCUUGAAUUCAGGAAAAGGUGAGGAAAGCUUGGAAGCAUAUAAAGCAAAUCCUGAAGUAGAAUGUGGAAACACAGACAUUCUCAAAAAAAUACCACUGAAAAGAAGUAGCCCACUUAUGCUAACUCUUCCAGAAACAAGUAGUGCAGUAGAGCAAUCAAAUUUUGCUGGAAACAUUGGAGAAAUGGUACAAAAUAUACAUAGUUUAGAGGGUGACAGAAGUUUCAAAGAGGAUCCUACUGGGGAGGAGGAAGAAGCCCUUAUGGAAGCACAACAUGAGGCAGAAGUAACUAUAAAUAACAAUGCUUGGGAGGCAGAUGGCUCAACAGCUGAGGGCAUGCAAGAAAGUAAUAAUGAGGCUUUAGGAACGGUUAUCAGUGCUGAUGAUAAAGGAAAGGCAAUGCAAAAUUUUGGCAAGUUUGAUUCUUCUAUAGUGAGAUUAAAAAGCCAUCAAGAUGGGGAGGUCACUGAUAAUUCUGCUGAAGGACAGAUGUCAAGUAGAGUGAAGGCUAGAGAUCUUACAGUGAAAGUAUACCGUUCACCAAGUGGUGGGAAAAAGAAGUCAGAAGGAAUUUCCCUUGGGGAAUUGACACGUAUUCGCUGUGAUGACUGUGGUUUCCUAGCAGAUGGUUUGAGCGGACUAAAUGUUCACAUAGCCAUGAAACAUCCUUCAAAAGAGAAACAUUUUCAUUGUUUACUGUGUGGAAAAUCAUUUUACACAGAGAGCAACCUUCACCAGCACUUGGCCAGUGCCGGGCACAUGCGGAAUGAGCAGGCAAGUGUGGAGGAGCUGCCUGAAGGAGGCGCUACCUUUAAAUGUGUGAAGUGCACGGAGCCCUUCGAUUCGGAGCAGAGCUUGUUUCUCCACAUCAAAGAGCAACAUGAAGAAUUGUUGCGGGAAGUGAAUAAAUACAUUGUGGAAGACACUGAGCAAAUAAACAGGGAGAGGGAAGAGAACCAAGGCAAUAUCUGCAAGUAUUGUGGGAAGAUGUGUAGAAGUAGCAAUUCCAUGGCCUUCCUAGCUCACAUCCGUACCCAUACAGGAUCAAAGCCAUUCAAGUGCAAGAUAUGCCACUUUGCAACAGCUCAGCUCGGAGAUGCCAGAAACCAUGUCAAGAGGCACCUUGGGAUGAGGGAAUACAAGUGUCAUGUCUGUGGGGUGGCGUUUGUGAUGAAGAAGCAUUUGAACACUCAUUUACUGGGCAAGCAUGGAGUCGGCACACCCAAAGAAAGGAAAUUUACAUGUCAGCUGUGUGACAGGAGCUUCACAGAGAAGUGGGCACUGAAGAACCACAUGAAGCUGCACACGGGAGAGAAGCCAUUCAAGUGCACCUGGCCCACCUGCCAUUACUCUUUCCUCACAGCCUCCGCCAUGAAGGACCACUUUAGGACGCAUACAGGCGAGAAGUCGUUCCUCUGUGACCUUUGUGGCUUUGCCGGCGGGACACGUCAUGCCCUCACCAAGCAUCGGCGGCAGCACACAGGAGAGAAACCAUUCAAAUGUGAUGAGUGUAACUUCGCUUCCACAACACAAUCGCAUCUGACACGACAUAAGCGUGUCCAUACUGGAGAAAAGCCUUACAGAUGUCCCUGGUGUGACUACAGGUCUAACUGCGCUGAAAAUAUACGUAAGCAUAUCUUACAUACAGGAAAGCAUGAAGGAGUAAAAAUGUAUAACUGUCCUAAAUGUGACUAUGGAACCAAUAUCCCUGUGGAGUUUCGUAACCACUUGAAAGAACUACACCCAGACAUUGAAAAUCCUGAUCUGGCGUACUUGCAUGCUGGCAUUGUGUCCAAGUCCUAUGAGUGCCGACUGAAGGGACAAGGAGCAACCUUUGUGGAAACUACGAGUCCUUUUACUGCAGCAGCACUGGGAGAGGUUUCUCCAGUUAAAGAUAAGGUCUUUAGGGGCAGUAGAAGACAGCCACAGUCACCUGAAGAAGUUCAGCAAGUUAUUAUUAUUCAAGGAUAUGAUGGUGACUUUGCAAUUGAUGCCUCUAUGGAAGAAACAGCAGCGGCUACCCUUCAGACUCUAGCAAUGGCUGGUCAGAUGGCCAGGGUGGUCCAUAUUACAGAAGAUGGGCAAGUCAUAGCUACAGAUCAAAACGGCUCACAUGUGAGUAGCAUGGUUCCAGGGCAGAUACUUACCGAGCAGUUAGCAGAUGGUGCAACACAGGUGGUAGUGGUUGAAGAAACAGGAACUGAUAUGGAGACGGCUGUUCAAAUAGAUGCAGUCCCUGACUCCAGUAGUACUGUUCUGCAGCAGAUAGUGCGACAAGAAGUUUUAGAUGUUUCUGAAGCUACAGUGCAUCCUCCAGACUCCUCCUCGGCAUUAGAUGCCCUGCUGUGUGCUGUAACAGAGCUGGGUGAUGUGGAAAACAAAUCUGGACUCCUUGACAGAUGCAGAUCGAAUCACAAAGAUUUCUCGCAAACACCAAAUCCAGAGAUGCCCAGCAUUCCCAGUGACACAGACGGACAAGAAAUACAAAUGUUCCAUGAAGUUCAAGAGACUCAGGAAGAUACUGAACCUAUGGAAGUAGUGACGCAGGUCAUGCACCCAUCGGCUAUAAUUGCAUCUCAGGAGAGAGCUCAGGCUGCUUUGGAGAAAAUGGUCCAAGGAGUAUUACAGUUUGCUGUAUGUGAUACAGCUGCAGCCGACCAGCUGAUGAAAGAAGGUGUCACUCAGGUCAUUGUAAAUGAGGAAGGGACUGUGCAUAUGGUAGCUGGAGAAGGUUCUCAAAUAAUUAUGCAGGAAACUGGUAGCCACACGCUCAGUGUCCAGAGUGAGCACAUGGAUUUAGUCCAGUCAGAUGGGGAAAUAUCACAGAUUAUUGUCACAGAAGAAAUAGCUCAAGCUAUGGUUCAGGGUUCUGAUGGCAACUUCUCUGAAGGUGCAACCCACUACAUUGUCACAGAAUUGUCACCAGACAUGCAGAAUGAGCCUGGUGUGUACUCACAUACUGUGAUAGAGACAGCUGGGUCUCAAGAGAUUUUGCAGGCUGGUACUGCUAUAAAAGCAGAAGCCAUAAACUGUGAUAGAGCAGAACAGUUAACAAGCAUGGUCAUUUAUACAGAGGGUGGCUCACAAGUAAUUCAGAGCCAGAGAGAUGAUAACAAAGUAGAAGAAGCAUGAAGACUUUCAUCUCCUAGGCCUGAUGCAGGGCAAAGCUGGAAAUUCACAGAUCCAUGGAGGCACUGGAACAUUUACUGUAAAACCUUUUCCACACAACAUCCUCCUAGUCAGGUAGCAAAUACCCUGCUCAGCUGCUGGGAGGAUUUCACUGAAAAGGGUAGUACAUUCUUGUUACAAUAGCUCUAAGAAUUAUUAUGUGGAUUAUUAUAAAACAAGCAUAUUAGAGUAAAAAAACAAUCAAAAGCUCUUCCC
Molecule: messenger RNA, 7122 nt
Organism: Melopsittacus undulatus (budgerigar)
Lineage: Eukaryota; Metazoa; Chordata; Aves; Psittaciformes; Psittaculidae
Gene: ZNF407
Product: zinc finger protein 407
Exons: 8
Coding region: 1-6870 (2289 amino acids)
Biological process (GO): regulation of gene expression
Cellular component (GO): nucleus
Molecular function (GO): zinc ion binding; nucleic acid binding
Source: RefSeq, a predicted model, not a curated record